CCAGAAAAGCCGGACUGUAAUUGCUUGCAAUCACUCGGCACAAAUUGUCUGCGCGUAUUUGCUUUUUAAUUUUGUAUAAUCUGGUCCAUUUCGCUCUCUCUGCCUUUGAGUUUAACCUCUCUCUUUCUCUCCCUCCUUUUCUCUCUUGCAUGCCUUCCCUUUCUCUCUUGCUUUAAUUCUUCAAUGCUGCUAAAAAAAUUAUUACUAAUUCACAAUGAUAUUUGAUGGCUUGUACUAAGGAAAGGCACUUAGAAAAAAAAAAAAGAGACUGAGCGGACAUGUGCUGCAACUGGCAUUGAUCUGGAGAGUUUGUACCAACAACUUCUGGUCUGAAUAGGAACCAUCUCCCCUGCUCCACUCGCUGGCACUGAAUCUUGUGACAUCAGCUCCGCAUUUCCAUACUGAGGUAGGAUAAGCUUGCCAAGGAGGAAAGGAAUUUGGACAGACUUAACAUACAGCCUGUGCAGCUUCCACUAGCUGGACACUAAAAUGAAGAGAGAGUUUAUUCAUUCCCAUCCCAACACGGCCCACCAGAAUUAAAAGACAUUUUAACCUACAAGAGAGAGUGGGUCAAACACUAAUCCACCCCAACCCAUCUACAUAAAGAAGCCCAUUUGAUUCCACUGGCUAUCAAGUCUCCACGUUUCUGUGUUGGAUGUGAAGAGUAAAGAAAGAGUCUGGCAGAAAUUAGAAGGCAUUCAAGUCACCGUAAGAGACAACAUCAGACAUAAGGCUGAGGACUGGCACAGAGAACAUACAUUAGGGGAGGAAAAAAAAAAACCCACCCCACAACCUCAGUUAUUUCAACAAAUACCAGAAGUGGAUUGAGAGUGGAUGAAGAGGAGGAGGAGGCAAUAGUGAACACACAACACAGUUCAAGCUGGCAAGGAGCCCUUUCUUGAAGAAUAUCUGAGUCCGGGCGCUUCCUGCUCCGGCGACCGCCAGCCCCGCCGCCCGCUCCGCGCCGCUCCGCUCCGCGCCGCUCCGCCCCGACCCGACCGCCGCCGCCGCUGCUGCUGCUGCCGCCGCCCGCGGCCCCCUCUCUCCGGGGGGCUGCAAACUCCCCGACAACGAUGCUGCUGCUGGGCAGCGGCGGCGGCGGCGGCGGCUCCCGCUCGGCUCCGGCUGCUGCCCCCGGCUCCCGCUGCUGCUGCCCCGGGCCCCUCCGCGGAGCGCGCUCCUGCCGCCGCAGCCGCCGCAGCCUGCAUGGGAUCUGUAGCCCCCGCGCCGCCGCCCGGGAUUAAAAGCGCCGCCGCCGCCGCCGCCGCCGGAGCAGCGACCGCGUCCGAGCCGUACCGGGUGCAAUGAGCGCUCCGUGCCGGCCCUGCCAUGGAAGGCUGUGACUCGCCCGUCAUCCCUGGGAAGGACAAUGGGUGCGGCAUCCCUCAGCACCAGCAAUGGACUGAUCUCAACAGCGCCCACCUCCCCGACACGGCCGGCAGCAUGGAGCAGCCCGCGGCGGAGAGCCGCGGCCCCCUGGACAGCCUGAGGGUCCCUUUCCCCGAGCGCGUCCCCGAGAGCAGUGCCGCGGCCGGCCCCGGCGCCGAGCCCGCCGGCAAGGAGGUGAGCUGCGGCCAGUGCGCCGUCUCCUUCGCCGGCCUGCAGAGCUACAUGGAGCACCGCUGCGCCGGCGCCCGCCCGCCCCCGCCGCUGAGGGGGGAGAGCGGGAGCGAGAGCAGCGAGGACGGGGAGGAGGAGAGCGACGUGGAGAACCUGGCCGGCGAGAUCGUCUACCAGCCGGACGGCUCGGCCUACAUCGUGGAGAGCCUCAGCCAGCUGGUGCAGAGCGGAGGCGCCUGCGGCAGCGGCAGCGGGGCUCUCUCCUCGCUGCUCCCGAACUCUCUGCCCAAGCAGGGAGAGCCCUCCGCCGCCGCUCCCGUCUACCCACAGAUCAUCAACACCUUCCACAUAGCCUCAUCCUUCGGGAAGUGGUUUGAGGGCUCAGACCAGGCCUUCCCGAAUACCUCAGCCCUGGCGGGCAUCAGCCCCGUCCUGCACAGCUUCCGCGUCUUCGAUGUGCGACACAAAAGCAACAAGGAUUACCUGAACAGCGACGGUUCUGCCAAAAGCUCCUGCGUAUCCAAAGAUGUUCCCAACAAUGUGGACCUGUCCAAAUUCGAUGGCUUUGUGCUCUACGGGAAGAGGAAGCCCAUCCUGAUGUGUUUCUUGUGCAAGCUCUCCUUUGGGUAUGUCCGCUCGUUCGUGACCCACGCGGUGCACGACCACCGAAUGACUCUGAGUGAGGAGGAGCGGAAAAUUCUUAGCAAUAAGAACAUCUCCGCUAUCAUCCAAGGGAUAGGCAAAGACAAGGAACCCCUUGUCAGCUUUCUGGAACCAAAAAACAAAACCUUUCAGCACCCUCUCGUUUCUGCAGCUAACCUCAUAGGCCCUGGACACAGUUUUUAUGGUAAAUUCAGUGGCAUUUGCAUGGAAGGCGAGCAGGCCCUCCAGGCCGGGGCGGCCGGCGGAGCGGAGCCACCGCCGGCGGGCGUCCUGGCCCCUGGCACGCUCCUCAACCUGGGCGGGCUGACCAGCUCGGCUCUGAAGACUCCCAUUACCUCAGUCCCCCUGGGCCCGCUGGCUUCCAGUCCCACCAAAUCCUCAGAGGGGAAGGACCCUGGGGUGGCAGAGGGGGAGAAGCAAGAGGGGGGUGACCAGGACAGCCUCUCGGAAAAGGCAGAGCCGGUCGAGGAGGUGGAGGAGGAGGAGGAGGAGGAUGUGGAGGAGGAGGAGGAGGAAGAGGAGGAGGAGGAAGAGGAAGAAGAUGAGGACGAUGAGGGUUGCAAAGGACUGUUUCCGAGCGAGUUGGAGGACGAACUGGAGGACCGGCCCCAGGAGGACGCUGGGGCUGUGGCAGGCGGCGGCAGCAGCAAAAAGGACCUUGCUCUCUCAAACCAAAGCAUUUCUAACUCUCCCUUAAUGCCUAACGUGCUCCAGACCCUGUCGCGGGGCACAGCUUCUACUAGUUCUAAUUCUGCUUCUUCCUUUGUCUUUGAUGGUGCAAACAGGAGGAAUCACUUAAGCUUUAACAAUGAGGGCGGCGGAGCCAGCGUGGCAGAGGGCAGCAGGAGGCUGGACUUUAUCGAUGAAAGUGCCAAUAAAGACAAUGCCACAGCACCAGAACCAAAUGAGAGCGCGGAGGGUGAGGACGGGAGCUACAUCUCCCAUCACCAGCAUGCUGGCCCCCUCUGUGAACUUGGGGGUGGGGAGUGCCCCUCGGGGAGCGGCGUGGAGUGCCCAAAGUGCGACACGGUCCUGGGCUCCUCGCGGUCGCUGGGUGGCCACAUGACUAUGAUGCAUUCUCGCAACUCAUGUAAGACACUCAAGUGUCCCAAGUGCAAUUGGCACUACAAGUACCAGCAGACACUUGAGGCGCACAUGAAGGAGAAACAUCCCGAGCCGGGGGGCUCCUGCGUCUACUGCAAAAGUGGACAGCCACACCCGCGGCUGGCACGGGGUGAGAGCUACACCUGUGGUUACAAGCCCUUCCGCUGCGAGGUCUGUAACUACUCCACUACUACCAAAGGCAACCUCAGUAUUCAUAUGCAGUCCGACAAGCAUCUCAACAACAUGCAAAACCUGCAGAACGGAGGGGGAGAGCAAGUCUUCAGCCACACCGCUGGGGCGGCGGCAGCAGCCGCGGCAGCCGCGGCGGCCGCGGCAGCCAACAUUGGUAGCACCUGUGGGGCCCCCUCCCCCACCAAACCAAAAACCAAACCUACGUGGCGGUGCGAGGUGUGCGACUAUGAGACCAACGUAGCUAGAAACCUUCGUAUUCACAUGACCAGUGAGAAGCACAUGCACAAUAUGAUGCUGCUUCAGCAAAAUAUGUCCCAAAUCCAACACAACCGGCACCUGGGCCUCGGCAGCCUGCCGUCCCCCGCCGAGGCCGAGCUCUACCAGUACUACCUGGCACAGAACAUGAACCUUCCCAACUUGAAGAUGGACAGCACUUCCUCAGAUGCACAGUUCAUGAUGGGUGGAUUCCAGCUAGAUCCCACCAAUCCCAUGGCAACAAUGGCUCCAUCUCUAGUGGGUGGAGAGAUCCCCCUGGACAUGCGGUUAGGUGGUGGACAGCUGGUGUCUGAGGAGCUAAUGAACUUGGGUGAGAGUUUCACACAAACAAAUGACCCAUCACUGAAGCUCUUCCAGUGUGCUGUGUGCAACAAGUUCACUACAGAUAAUUUGGACAUGCUGGGCCUCCACAUGAAUGUGGAGCGUAGCCUCCCUGAAGACGAGUGGAAGGCAGUGAUGGGGGACUCGUACCAGUGCAAGUUGUGCCGCUACAACACGCAGCUCAAGGCAAACUUCCAACUCCACUGUAAGACGGACAAGCAUGUGCAGAAAUACCAGCUGGUAGCACAUAUCAAGGAGGGUGGCAAGGCCAAUGAGUGGAGGCUGAAGUGUGUGGCCAUUGGGAAUCCGGUACAUCUGAAAUGCAAUGCUUGUGACUACUACACCAACAGUCUAGAGAAGCUGCGUCUUCACACAGUGAACUCGAGGCAUGAGGCCAGCCUGAAGCUCUAUAAGCACCUUCAGCAUCACGAGAGCGGGGUUGAGGGUGAAAGCUGCUAUUAUCACUGUGUCCUCUGUAACUACUCCACCAAGGCCAAGCUGAACCUUAUCCAGCACGUGCGCUCCAUGAAACACCAGCGGAGUGAAAGCCUGCGUAAGCUGCAGCGCCUCCAGAAAGGUCUGCCUGAAGAAGAGGAAGACCUGGGACAGAUCUUCACCAUCCGCAAGUGUCCAGCUGCUGAGGCUGAAGAAUCCAUUGAAGAUGUGGAAGGGCCCAAUGAAACAGCCGGUGAUGCUGAAGAGCCUGCCAAGGAGCAAGAGAGCGGAGGGGACAAGGACCAGAGUAAAUGGACAGCACCAGCCAGCCAGGCAGAGAAGGAGCUGACAGAGCCUCCAGCAUCUUCUAAACGAAUAUCGUUUCCCAGCAGCUCUGAGUCGCCUCUCUCCUUUAAGUGGUCAAAAACUUCAGAGGAGACCAAAUCAGAGCAGAUGUAUCAGUGUCCAUACUGCAAGUACAGUAACACAGACGUGAAUCGGCUGCGGGUGCACGCGAUGACCCAGCACUCAGUGCAGCCCAUGCUCCGCUGCCCGCUCUGCCAGGACAUGCUGAACAACAAGAUCCAUUUGCAGCUGCACCUCACCCAUCUGCACAGUGUGUCACCUGACUGUGUCGAGAAACUCAUCAUGACGGUGACAACACCUGAGGUGAUGAUGCCCAGCAGCAUGUUUCUCCCGGCAGCCACUCCAGAGAAAGACGGGAACUCCACCGCAGAGGAGCUGGGGAAGCAGCCUGAGAUCUCUGAGGACUCGGGAAAGAGUCUUUUGCCAUCAGAAAGUGCAGAGCACAGCGGAGAUCCCAAGCCUGUUCCGGCCGAUCAGAGCUCUGCCAGGGAGGACUCCGGCUUCCUCUGCUGGAAGAAGGGCUGCAACCAGGUGUUCAAGAGCUCAGCAGCCCUGCAGACACACUUCAAUGAAGUUCACGCAAAGCGGCCUCAACUGCCAGUAUCCGAUCGCCACGUCUACAAGUACCGUUGUAACCAGUGCAGCCUGGCGUUCAAAACCAUUGAGAAGCUGCAGCUCCAUUCCCAGUACCACGUCAUCCGGGCAGCCACGAUGUGCUGCCUCUGCCAGCGCAGCUUCCGAACCUUCCAGGCCCUGAAGAAGCACCUGGAAACCAGCCAUCUGGAGCUGAGCGAGGCCGACAUUCAGCAGCUGUAUGGUGGUCUCUUGGUCAACGGGGACCUCCUCGCUAUGGGCGAUCCUUCACUUGCAGAAGACCACACUAUAAUAGUCGAGGAAGAUAAGGAGGAGGAGAGCGACUUGGAAGAUAAGCAGAGCCCAACAGGUAGCGAUUCAGGGUCGGUACAAGAGGACUCUGGCUCAGAACCGAAAAGGGCCUUACCCUUCAGGAAAGGCCCUAACUUCACUAUGGAGAAGUUCCUAGAUCCGUCUCGCCCUUACAAGUGCACAGUCUGCAAGGAGUCUUUCACGCAAAAGAACAUUCUCCUGGUCCAUUACAAUUCAGUUUCUCAUCUGCAUAAACUGAAAAGAGCCCUCCAGGAGUCUGCUACUGGGCAGCCCGAACCUACCAGCAGCCCAGACAACAAACCUUUUAAGUGUAACACCUGCAACGUGGCCUACAGUCAAAGCUCAACCUUGGAGAUCCACAUGAGGUCUGUCCUGCACCAAACCAAGGCUCGCGCUGCCAAGCUGGAGGCGGCUGGGGGCAGCGGCAGUAGUAAUGGAGCUGGCAACAGCAGCAGCAGCAGUCUCUCUCUGGGUUCAUCCACGCCAAGUCCAGUGAGCGCUAGCAACAGUAACACUUUUACAACCACCAACACAAGUAAUUCGGGCACAACUCCCAUUCCCAGCCUGCUCAACCAGGUAUCCAGCGACAACGUGGGAAUUCCUCCUUUAGGUAACCCUGUAAGCACUAAUAUCUCCUCCCCUUCGGAGCCCAAAGAGGUAAACCGAAAGAAGCUGGCAGACAUGAUUGCAUCCAGGCAGCAGCAACAGCAGCAACAGCAGCAGCAGCAGCAGCAGCAACAAGCUCAAACCUUGGCACAGGCCCAGGCCCAAGUCCAGGCCCAUCUGCAACAAGAACUGCAGCAGCAAGCUGCUCUCCUGCAGUCUCAGCUGUUCAAUCCAGCACUUUUGCCGCACUUUCCGAUGACCACUGAGACCCUUCUGCAGCUUCAGCAACAGCAGCAUCUUUUGUUUCCUUUCUACAUCCCCAGUGCUGAGUUCCAGCUCAAUCCAGAAGUUAGUUUGCCUGUCACCAGUGGUGCGCUGACAUUGACUGGUACAGGUCCAAGUUUGCUGGAGGACCUGAAGGCUCAAGUUCAGCUCCCUCAGCAGAGCCAUCCACAGCUCUUACAGCAGCAGCAAGGUCAGCUGUCCUUGUCACAACCUCACUCCGUCCUUAUACAGCAAAGCCAGCACCCUGAGAAGAAGAAUAAAUCAGUAGUGAAGGAGAAAGAAAAAGAAACCCCACGGGAAAGGGAAAGUGCAGAGAGGGGAGACAAUAAUGUAGCAUCUAAGGAGUCUCUGCCUGAUAACUUAAAGCCCAAAGAGAAGAAGGACUUUGUACCAGGCAGUAGUUCAGAACCCUCCUUACUGCCUCCGCGUAUUGCCUCUGAUGCAAGAGGGAAUGCCACAAAAGCCUUGCUGGAAAACUUUGGCUUUGAGCUUGUCAUUCAGUACAACGAGAACAAGCAGAAGGUGCAGAAGAAAAAUGGGAAGACAGAGCAAGGUGAGAACUUGGAAAAGCUUGAAUGUGAUACAUGCGGCAAGUUCUUUUCGAACAUCCUCAUCCUGAAGAGCCACCAAGAGCAUGUUCACCAACAUUACUUUCCCUUUAAGCAGUUAGAGAGAUUUGCCAAACAAUAUAGAGAACACUAUGACAAACUGUACCCGCUACGGCCUCAGACCCCAGAGCCACCACCACCACCUCCACCGCCCCCACCUCCGCUCCCUCCAGCACCUCCUCAGCCAGCUUCUACUCCUACCAUUCCUACUUCUGCCCCACCGAUUACCUCUCCUACAAUCGCACCAGCCCAGCCAUCUGUGCCACUCACCCAGCUGUCCAUGCCAAUGGAGCUCCCCAUCUUUUCACCACUUAUGAUGCAAACCAUGCCACUACAAACGUUACCUGCUCAGCUGCCACCCCAGCUGGGUCCCGUAGACCCUCUGCCUGCCGACUUGGCCCAGUUGUACCAGCAUCAGCUCAACCCUAGCCUUCUCCAGCAGCAGCAGAACAAGAGGCCACGGACACGGAUCACCGACGACCAACUCAGAGUCCUUCGGCAGUAUUUUGAUAUUAACAAUUCCCCAAGUGAGGAACAGAUCAAAGAGAUGGCGGACAAAUCUGGACUGCCUCAGAAAGUGAUCAAGCACUGGUUCAGAAACACUCUUUUCAAAGAACGCCAGCGCAACAAGGAUUCCCCAUACAACUUCAGUAAUCCUCCCAUUACCAGCCUGGAAGAACUGAAGAUAGACUCACGUCCUCCUUCUCCAGAACCUCAAAAGCAGGAGUACUGGGGAAGCAAGCGGUCCUCCCGGACACGCUUUACUGACUACCAACUCAGAGUCCUGCAGGAUUUCUUUGAUGCCAAUGCUUAUCCAAAGGAUGAUGAAUUUGAGCAGCUUUCAAACUUGCUGAACCUCCCAACGCGUGUUAUAGUGGUGUGGUUCCAGAAUGCCCGUCAAAAAGCUAGGAAAAACUAUGAGAAUCAGGGAGAAGGCAAAGAUGGGGAACGGCGGGAGCUUACAAAUGACAGGUAUAUUAGAACAAGCAACUUGAACUACCAAUGCAAAAAGUGCAGUCUAGUCUUUCAGCGCAUUUUUGAUCUCAUUAAACACCAGAAAAAGCUUUGUUACAAAGAUGAGGAUGAGGAUGGACAGGAUGAUAGCCAGAAUGAAGACUCUAUGGAUGCAAUGGAGCUCUUGACUCCAACCAGUUCCUCCUGCAGCACACCAAUGCCCUCACAAGCUUACAGCACACCUACGUCUUCAGCCAACGCAACCUCCUCAGCUUUUCUGCAGCUCACAGCAGAGGCAGAUGAUUCCUCCACCUAUAGUUCUAAAGUAGAAGCUACAGAUGAAAAACCAAAGCAGUCCGAACCUCCAAGUACACAGCAAAACCAAACUCAAGAGAAGCAAGUGCAACCAAAGCAAGAGUCUCAGCAGCAACAGGACCAAGGAGAACAAAAGUCAAGUUCAGCACACCAAAAGAUUACACAGUUAUCCUCCCCCUCCUCAUUGCAGCAGCCACCUCCCCCUCCUCAGCCCCCUCAGUGCUCCUUGUCACAGUCAAGCCCAAGUCCGUCUCAGCUCUCGCAUCUCUCCCUCAAACCCAUUCACACAUCCACCCCUCAACAGCUGGCAAACCUACCUCCUCAGCUAAUCCCAUACCAGUGUGACCAGUGUAAGCUGGCAUUUCCUUCCUUUGAGCAUUGGCAGGAGCAUCAGCAGCUUCAUUUUCUGAGUGCACAGAACCAGUUUAUCCACCCCCCGUUCCUGGACAGAACGCUGGAUAUGCCGUUCAUGCUUUUUGAUCCCAGUAAUCCACUACUUGCGAGCCAGCUGCUAUCUGGAACAUUACCACAGAUUCCAGCAAGCUCAGCCACUUCACCGUCAACUCCAACAUCCACAAUGAAUACACUGAAGAGAAAGCUGGAGGAAAAGGCCAGUGCAAGCCCUGGAGAAAAUGACAGUGGGACUGGAGGAGAGGAACCGCAAAGGGAUAAACGCCUAAGGACAACCAUUACCCCAGAGCAGCUGGAAAUUCUUUAUCAGAAAUACUUGCUCGACUCCAACCCAACACGGAAAAUGUUGGAUCACAUUGCACAUGAAGUGGGCUUGAAGAAACGCGUGGUGCAAGUUUGGUUUCAGAACACCCGUGCACGGGAAAGGAAGGGGCAGUUCAGAGCUGUAGGGCCUGCCCAAGCCCAUAGACGGUGUCCCUUCUGCCGAGCUCUUUUUAAAGCAAAGACAGCUCUUGAAGCUCAUAUCCGAUCCCGUCACUGGCAUGAGGCCAAGAGAGCUGGAUACAACUUGACACUGUCUGCUAUGCUCUUAGAUUGUGAUGGGGGACUCCAAAUGAAGGGAGACAUCUUUGAUGGAGCAAGCUUUUCCCACAUGCCACCAACUAGCAGUGAUGGUCAGAGUGUUCCUCUCUCCCCAGUGAACAAGAGCAUGGAACUGUCACCUCGAACUCUGCUGAGUCCAUCCUCCAUUAAGGUGGAAGGGAUAGAAGACUUCGAGAGUCCCUCCAUGUCCUCGGUCAAUCUGAGCUUUGACCAAACAAAGCUGGACAACGAUGACUGCUCUUCUGUCAACACUGCAAUCACAGACACUACAACAGGAGAUGAAGGAAAUGCAGACAACGACAGUGCAACAGGGAUUGUAACCGAAACCAAAUCAGCAUCAGGACCCAGUGAAGGUCUGACAAAAGCUGCCAUGAUAGCAAUGUCUGAAUAUGAAGAUCGUCUGUCUUCUGGCCUGGUCAGCCCAGCUCCCAGCUAUUACAGCAAAGAGUACGAUAAUGAAGGUACUGUGGACUAUAGCGAAACAUCCAGCCUUGCAGACCCCUGCUCACCCAGCCCUGGUGCAAGUGGUUCAGCCAGCAAGUCUGGGGAGAGCGGGGAUCGGCCCGGACAGAAACGCUUUCGCACUCAGAUGACUAAUCUCCAGCUAAAAGUUCUUAAGUCAUGCUUUAAUGACUACAGGACACCUACCAUGCUGGAGUGUGAGGUCCUGGGCAAUGACAUUGGACUGCCAAAGAGAGUUGUUCAGGUCUGGUUCCAGAAUGCUAGGGCAAAGGAGAAGAAGUCCAAACUCAGCAUGGCCAAGCAUUUUGGUAUAAACCAAACAAGUUACGAGGGACCCAAAACAGAGUGCACUUUGUGUGGCAUCAAGUACAGCGCUCGACUGUCUGUACGUGACCAUAUCUUCUCUCAACAGCAUAUCUCCAAAGUUAAAGAAACCAUUGGAAGCCAGUUGGAUAAGGAAAAGGAGUAUUUUGACCCAGCUACUGUACGUCAGUUGAUGGCUCAGCAGGAGCUGGACCGGAUCAAAAAAGCCAAUGAGGUUCUUGGUCUGGCAGCUCAACAGCAGGGCAUGUUUGAUAACACCCCUCUGCAAGCUCUUAACCUUCCUGCUGCAUACCCAGCACUACAGGGCAUCCCUCCAGUCUUGCUCCCAGGCCUCAACAGCCCAUCCUUACCAGGCUUCACCCCAUCCAACACAGCUUUAACUUCUCCCAAACCCAACCUGAUGGGCCUGCCCAGCACAAGCGUCCCUUCGCCCGGCCUCCCCACCUCUGGAUUACCAAAUAAGCAGCCCCCGGCCGCGCUGAGCUCGCCCACCCCGGCACAAGCCACGGCGGCCGUGGCCCCGCAGCAGCCGCCGGCGACGACCCCGCAGCCGCAGCCGCAGCAGCCGCCCCCGCCGCAGCGCAAGGAGAAGGAGAGCGAGAAGGCAAAAGAGAAGGAGAAGGCACCCAAGGGGAAGGGGGACCCACUGCCAGGGCCCAAGAAGGAGAAGGGGGAGGCGUCGGCGGGCGCCCUCUCGGCCCCGCUGCCCGCCAUGGAGUACGCGGUGGAGCCCGCCCAGCUGCAGGCGCUGCAGGCCGCCCUGAAUUCAGACCCCACCACCUUGCUGACGAGCCAGUUCCUUCCCUACUUCGUCCCCGGCUUUUCCCCCUACUACGCCCCGCAGAUCCCCGGCGCCCUGCAGAGCGGGUACCUGCAGCCCAUGUACGGGAUGGAGGGGCUCUUCCCCUACAGCCCCGCGCUGUCGCAGGCGCUGCUGGGGCUGUCCCCCGGCUCCCUGCUGCAGCAGUACCAGCAAUACCAGCAGAGUCUGCAGGAGGCAUUGCAGCAGCAGCAGCGGCAGGCGCAGCAGCAGCAGCAGCAGCAGCAGCAGCAGCAGCAGAAAGCGCAGCAGCCCAAAGGAAGCCAAACCCCCGUCCCCGCGGGGGCUGCCACCCCGGACAAAGACCCUGCCAAAGAACCCCCCAAGCAAGAAGAGCAGAAGAACGCACCCCGCGAGGUGUCCCCCCUCCUGCCCAAACCCCAAGAAGAGCCCGAAGCGGAAGGCAAGGGCGCGGACUCCCUCUGCGACCCCUUCAUCGUCCCGAAGGUGCAGUACAAGCUGGUCUGCCGCAAGUGCCAGGCGGGCUUCGGCGACCAGGAGGCGGCCAGCGACCACCUGAAGUCCCUCUGCUUCUUCGGCCAGUCCGUGGCGAACCUGCAAGAGAUGGUGCUUCACGUGCCCACCGGCAGCGGCCAGGGCAGCGGCUCGUACCAGUGCGUGGCGUGCGAGAGCACGGUGUGUGGGGACGAAGCCCUCAGUCAGCAUCUCGAGUCAGCCCCGCACAAACACCGAACAAUCACAAGAGCAGCAAGAAACGCCAAAGAGCACCCCAGUCUAUUACCUCACUCUGCCUGCCCCCCCGACCCCAGCACCGCAUCUACCUCGCAGUCGGCCGCUCACUCAAACGACAGCCCCCCGCCCCCCCGGCCCCCCCCGGCUUCCCCCCACGCCUCCAGAAAGCCCUGGCCCCCGGCGGCCCCCCGCGCCCCGCCGGGGAAGCCGCCGCCGCCGCCUUUCCCUCCUCUCUCCUCAUCUUCAACGGUUACCUCAAGUUCAUGCAGCACCUCAGGGGUUCAGCCCUCGAUGCCAACAGACGACUAUUCGGAGGAGUCUGACACGGAUCUUAGCCAAAAGUCAGAUGGACCGGCGAGCCCGGCGGAGGGGCCCCGGGACCCCGGCUGCCCUAAGGACAGUGGUCUAGCUAGCGUAGGAAUGGACACCUUCAGAUUGUAAGCUUUGAAGAUGAACAAUGAAAAUGAAUUUAAAUAAAAAAGUUAAUAACAAACCAAUUUCAAAAAUAGACUAACUGCAAUUCCAAAGCUUCUAACCAAAAAAAGAAAAAAGAAAAAAGAAAAAGCGUGGGUUGUUUUCCCAUAUAACGAUGCCGGUGGGUUUUACAUUUCUUUUUUCCUUUCCUUUUAAUAAAAUAAAACUUAAAAAAGAAAAAAAAAAUCUGUUACAUUUGUCCUUUCGAAGGUACUGUUGGUCUGGGAGACGAAAGCCCGUGCUGCCUCCUUACUGUCUUCGGAGCUUGAGCCCCUUGUAUAUUGCCCCUUUUCAAUAACGCCCCACGUCGAUAGCACAGCAGAGGCCGGCAUGCACUGUAUGGGAAAGCAGCCCACCUUGUUACAGUUUUAAAUUUCUUGCUAUCUUAGCAUUCAGAUACCAAUGGCUUGCUAAAAAGAAAAAAGAAAUGUAAUGUCUUUUUAUUCUCAGGUCAAUCGCUCACACUUUGUUCUGUUUUCAGAAUCAUUGUUUUAUAUAUAUAUAUAUAUAAUUUCUUUCGUUUGUUUUGGGGUUUUUGUUUUGUUUUGUUUCGUUUUCGUUCCAGAAAAGGAUUUUUUUUCUUUUUCUUUUUUUUUUUUUUUGUUAAUUUAAAAUGGGCAGAAAGUAUUCAAGAGAAAAACAAUGUGAACUGCUUUAGCUUUUCGGGGAUUUUAAGGGUAGCUUUUCUGCUGAAGCCAAUUUCAAGGGGAAAAGUUAAGCACUCCCACUUUUCAGAAAAAAAAAAAAAACCCACACAAAGAGUGUUGAGGACUCGGAGCUUAAAAAAUAAGUUUUAAAACAACUGACUUUCUGUAUUUAUGAUAGAUAUGACCAUUUUUGGUGUUGAGUAGAUUGUUGCAUUGGAAAUGAACUGAAGCAGUAUGGUAGAUUUAAAAGAAAAAACCCUUUUGUGUACAUUUAGCUUUUGUAUGGUCCAGCUGACGGCUUCUCAUUUGAUGUUGUCUUGUUCAUUCCUAGCCAGAUAGAUUGCAAUCCAUUGACUCGCCUAAGCUUUUCUCCCCUUUGUACCUUUACUCCCCAUUCCCCCAUCCUGUAAUCUUCCACUUAUGGUCGCUACCUUCAUUUCUUAGAGGGUGGUUGCAUAAUUAUUUUAUAAAAACUAAAGAAAGAAGUUCAAAGGGUUUUGGGGGGUCAGUAGGAUCCCUUGCAGAAUAUUUUUUGUUGGGGGUUUGAAACUUUUUAAGGCGUAUACAUACGAUUUACCUAUGUCUGUUACCCUUGUGCACUUAUCUCUUAUUUUCCAUUUUUCCUUUUUUUUUUCUUUUUCUUCCCCUCUUCUUUUCCUCAUUUUGUAAAUGCUUCAAAGACUCUGUUCCUGAACUAUAAGCAUUUGUUUCUGUUUGUGUAAUUAGGCUGCACUCUGUUCCUUCUUUUAAAAAAAGUUUUUGUUACAUUUUUUUUCUCUAAAGAAAAUUCAUGCUUUAAAUAAAAUCCAAAGACAUACCCUUUCACCACUGGUGCAGAAUGAGCAAAAAGGAUUCUUUUUACUUGAGAAUUUGUUUCUGAUUUAAACAAACAAGUCUAAGUUUAAAUAAAGAAUAAAAAAAGUA
Molecule: messenger RNA, 13949 nt
Organism: Harpia harpyja (harpy eagle)
Lineage: Eukaryota; Metazoa; Chordata; Aves; Accipitriformes; Accipitridae
Gene: ZFHX3
Product: zinc finger homeobox 3
Exons: 14
Coding region: 1330-12345 (3671 amino acids)
Biological process (GO): regulation of neuron differentiation; regulation of transcription by RNA polymerase II; brain development
Cellular component (GO): nucleus
Molecular function (GO): DNA-binding transcription factor activity, RNA polymerase II-specific; zinc ion binding; RNA polymerase II cis-regulatory region sequence-specific DNA binding
Source: RefSeq, a predicted model, not a curated record